Messenger RNA from Eruca vesicaria subsp. sativa (arugula), 1167 nucleotides. Lineage: Eukaryota; Viridiplantae; Streptophyta; Magnoliopsida; Brassicales; Brassicaceae. The record is from the annotation of a GenBank genome assembly.
AUGGAAGAGAGUCAUAACCCUAAUUCCUGGUCGGAGCUCCCUACAGAUCUCCUCAUUUCGCUGUUGGAACACCUAAGCUUUACUGAUUUCCUACGAGCUAAAUCCGUAUGUCGUUCUUGGUACUCCGCUUCCAGACAAUGCAUGCCCAAAAAUAAUCACACCCCUUGGCUGCUUCUUUUCUCCGAAAAUAACAACAACAACGGUUGUUGCACCUUAUUUAAUCCCGAGGAAAAAAACAAACUCUACAAGACGCAAGAUCUUGAUUUGGAACGCCCAAGCCUUUUUUGUUUAAAAACCUCUGGAAGUUGGCUCUUGAUGCAAAAUCGUUUCAAUAAUCUCUACGUUGUGAAUCUCUUCACCAAGGAAAGGAUCAAUCUACCUCCUGUGGAGUCACAAGUUGGUACGACAAAGUUGGAGCGGGGUGCAGUUGAUUUUUUUCGCAUUACACUUCCUGACGGAAGUAAGCCGGUCAAAUCUAUGCGCAUACGAUCCCCUGUGUUUUGGAUUGACGAGAAAACCAAAGAUUAUGUAGUUGCAUGGGGACUUGGACCAUGUUGUGUCGUGUAUUCCAAGAAAGGAGACAACUCGUGGUUACAAAUCCCUGAAGCUUUGGAUUGUUUUGACAUGGUUUACAAAGACCACAAGCUUUACUUCUUAAGUGAAUCCCGUGAUUUUAUAAUCUUUGAUUUUUCAGGAGAGGCUCCGCAACAAUGCUUUUGGGUUAGAUGUGUUUAUGUCGAAAGAUUUUAUACGUCGGGUCCACGACGUCCUCAUCCAAGUAACAAAAAGAGGCUUAGUUCCACAAAGCUUGUAGUCACAGUGAGUGGAGAUGUCCUCAAGGUUGAAACAUUCGUUAGAUCUUUGUCGAGGAUCUGGUCCUUCCGUAUCUUUAAAGUUUGUUCAUCAGGGUUGUUUGAACGAGUUAAGUCCUUGGGUGACGAGGCAAUGCUUUUGGAACUAGGCAUCACUGUGGUCGCUAAUAACAAUGAGGGAAUCAGUAGAAACUCCAUCUAUUUCAGAGGUUGUUAUAACGAUAACACAUGUGACAUCUCUCUCUUCAAUCUCGAGACACGGAAGAUGGAGAAACUACAUAAAUUGGAUUGCUCUUCUGAUAAACUCUCGGCGAAUCGAUGGUUCUUACCAAGUUUCACGCAGGGAAUGGCGUGA